AUGCCACGCCCAAGCGAUGGCCCGAUCGUCUCGCCCAAGACCAGCGCCCGUCGCGGAGACUACCAAUCACUCGAUAACGAGAUCCCACAAGACGAGCAGCAGCUCACUCCUACGUCUACAUCUACGUCUAGCCUUACGAAAGAUUCCGAGAAUGAUUUCCACCAAUCCUCCACCACCUCCGAGCGCCUCGCUUCGCGCGGCCAACCCAAUGAUGCGGAUUUACUUUCCAGCGACGACAGCGCCGACGACGACGCGAACGAAGACGAUGUUAGACUCCGACCGUUGAGAAGUCGAAACCAGAAUGCGGAUGGGAAUCACAAUCUGGAUACGCGUCGUGGUCCUGUGCGCUCGAGCUACAAUCAUCGAGCAGUACUUGUCGACGAUACACCUUCGGGCAGUUCGUCCACCCUCCUCCCGAAAGAAUACGAGCGUGAGGGCAAUGGCAAUGAAGAAAUCCCCGUACCGAAAGAACAGCGCGACGUCGGGAAGCGCAUUGAAGGCUUCCUCGAGAGCGAAAGGAGGACUUUACUAGCCGAGUCGUUUCGGACGGACAUUGAGGAUGCGAAUACCGAUUUUGUGUUUAGUGAUGACGAUGAAUUCGAUUACGAGAAUGAAGAUGAGUAUGGGUCUCCGAUCAAACCGCGCAGAAGGGACAGAGAGGGAGAGGAGCCCCGCUGGAAACGAUAUUGGAGUGCCAUUUUUGGGAAGAGAACUUGGUGGCAUAUUGGCGGGUUCUUUGUUGGUGCAAUUCUUUUGAUUUGGAUUGCGCUCCAAGGGCUUGUUUGGUAUCGGGGCGAUAGACAGCAGGGAUAUGUGAGUUUUUUCCUCCUGCUCCUCCUGCUCAAUGGCAUUGGCCUUGGACUGGGGGGUGUUCGCUCUGUUCCGUGGUAUCCGGCUCCUAUGGGGGGUACUAGCUCGAACUGGAGCGAGAGUUAUAGAAAAGCGCACGAUAUGGUUGAGAGGAUGAGUCUUGUUGAGAAGGUUGGCGUUACGACUGGGACUGGAUGGCAGAUGGGUCUUUGUGUUGGAAACACAGUGUCGACUCCGUCGGAUUCCCCCUCUCUCUGUCUACAAGAUGGUCCGCUUGGUCUGCGCUUCGCUGAUAACAUCACCGCGUUCCCUGCCGGAAUCACCACAGGCGCGACCUGGAACCGUGAUCUCAUGAGAGCUCGCGGGAAAUCCCUCGGACGCGAAGCUCGCGCUAAAGGAGUCAAUGUUCUUCUUGGCCCCUCGAUGGGUGCCAUGGGAAUGAUGCCAGCCGGAGGUCGAAAUUGGGAGUCCUUCGGAUCAGACCCUGUCUUGCAGGCUGUGGCAGCUGCGGAGACUAUUCAAGGCAUUCAGAAAAUUGGCGUGAUGGCCACAGCCAAACACUUCGUUCUGAAUGAGCAGGAACAUUUCCGCCAACCCAACGACUGGGGCACAGAAUACGCGAUUUCUUCCAACAUUGGCGAUCGUGCCCUUCAUGAGGUCUUUGUAUGGCCAUUUGCUGAGAGCGUGCGCGCAGAUGUCGCGAGUGUUAUGUGUGCCUACCAAAUGGUCAAUAAUAGCUAUUCCUGCGAGAAUAGCAAGCUUAUCAAUGGCAUUCUUAAAGAUGAGCUCGGCUUUCAAGGGUUCGUCCAAUCGGACUGGCUAGCACAGCGGUCUGGGGUACAAAGUGCCCUGAGUGGUCUCGACAUGAGUAUGCCGGGUGAUGGGCUCGCCUGGGCAAAUGGCGAAGCCCUCUGGGGACGACAAUUGACGGCCGCAGCUUUGAACUCAUCCGUCCCGAUGGAGCGAUUGAAUGAUAUGGUGACACGAAUUGUUGCGGCGUGGUUCCAUUUCCGCCAAGAUCAAUGGGCAAAACGCGGACCUAACUUUUCCUCUUGGACGGACAAGAAAAUGGGUAAACUGCACCCAGGUAGCCCGGACGACCAUUCCUCGGAGGAAGUCAACAAAUUCGUGAAUGUGCAGGAGUCCCAGCAUGCUAUGAUUGCUCGUGAGAUCGCGGCAGAAGGCACUGUCCUCCUGAAGAACAUCAAUAAUACCCUCCCUCUCUCGCGAACCGCCCCCAGUCCGGAUGGGAAAUACCGGGUCGGUAUCUUCGGCGAAGAUGCAGGUCCUGGAAAGGGUCCUAACUCCUGCGCUGAUCGCGGCUGCAACCAGGGGACUCUAGCCUCUGGCUGGGGCAGCGGCGCAGUGGAAUUUCCGUACUUGAUUAGCCCUUGGGAAGCUCUCGAGACUGCGUGGUCAAAUGAUCCAGUUGACGUUCGUAGCUACCUCAGCAACGAUAUUGCACACCAAGAUUUGGCGGAGCAAGAUUUGUGUCUCGUUUUUGCGAACUCUGACGGCGGCGAAGGUUUCAUCCGCAGCGACGGCAUCAAUGGCGAUCGCAAUGACCUAUUCCUACAACGCAACGGGGUAAACUUGGUAGAGAGUGUCGCGCAAAAAUGCGGAGAUGGCCGAGGCCGAACAAUCGUCGUGGUACAUUCCGUCGGCCCUGUUGUGCUAGACCCCUGGAUCGACCUCCCAGGUGUUCAUGCGGUGCUCUACGCAAACCUUCCUGGCCAGGAGAGCGGGAACGCCUUGGUCGAUGUGUUAUUUGGUGACGUCGAUGCUAGUGGACGCUUGCCCUACACCAUUGGUCGGUCUCUUGAGGACUAUGGUCCUGCCGCGCAGGUCGUAUACAAGACCGACGAUCAGGUUCCACAAGUCGAUCUUGACGAUGGUCUAUACAUAGAUUAUCGCCAUUUUGAUCGACACAACAUCACACCACGCUAUGAGUUCGGCUACGGAUUGUCGUACACUACUUUCGACUUCUCCGAUCUCCGUAUCAAGGCCUUGCAGGAAAAGUCCCGGCUUCCACGCCCGCGUCAGAAGAGCGAUAUCGCGCCCCCUGCCUACGAUAGCAGCCCCGGUUUAGCGAAGGACAAUCUGUUCCCCAGUAACUUCACGCGUUUGGCCAAAUACAUCUAUCCCUAUCUCCUGAACACGGACGGCACCGACCCAGGAAAAUACCCCUAUCCAGAGGGGUACGACGAGAAGCAAGAACCAUCCGAAGCCGGAGGUGGCCCGGGCGGAAACCCAUCAUUGUGGGAAGGCAUGCUGGAACUCUCGGUGAAGGUCACCAACACCGGAACCAGAGUAGGCAAAGAGGUUAUCCAGAUUUAUGUCUCCUUUCCAGAGGGUGUUGUCGAGCACCGCGGGAUUUCCAAGAGUAGGGAAGAGAUCGACUUUCCAGUUCGCGUGCUUCGGAAUUUCGACAAGAUUUCUCUCGAGCCCGGGGAGUCUAAGACAGUUGAAAUGACGUUGUCCCGCAAGGAUCUCAGCUAUUGGAGUGUUCGGGCGCAGAACUGGGUAUUGCCGACAGAGGGUGAGUUCAAGAUCUGGGCUGGUCGCAGUUCUCGGGACUUGCCGUUGGUGGCUGAGUUCUAG
Messenger RNA from Penicillium cosmopolitanum, 3411 nucleotides. RefSeq names its product beta-glucosidase. The record is from RefSeq and is a predicted model, not a curated record. Bases 1 to 3411 code for a protein of 1136 amino acids. Gene Ontology annotation, molecular function: beta-glucosidase activity. The transcript has 3 exons. Lineage: Eukaryota; Fungi; Ascomycota; Eurotiomycetes; Eurotiales; Aspergillaceae. Gene Ontology annotation, biological process: glucan catabolic process.